Molecule: messenger RNA, 1910 nt
Organism: Amoebophrya sp. A25
Lineage: Eukaryota; Dinophyceae; Syndiniales; Amoebophryaceae
Source: the annotation of a GenBank genome assembly
AUGGACGUCAAGCGGCCAAGUACACGUGUGGUUUUUUCGCAAGAUUUGCGCCAACGACAUCCCCUCCAUGUCAGCGACCACCGGGAUGAAGCCUACAAAAACAAUAGUAUGAACAUCCGAAGAGAAAGAAGGCAGGCAUCGACCACGCAUGCACAACUACCACCACAUGAACGGACCGCGACAUAUAACAAAAAACUCGAUGAAGUCCAUCAACACGCGUCACGAACAGCACUUCCACUAGAAGACAACGAUCUGAUUCCGCAAGAAUUGCUCCCCGCUGCCGGCUGCCGAGGAGGCGAGUGGCGUCACGCAACAGAAAUUACGGGUUAUCACACUGCCUAUGUUGCAUUACGGGUUAUCGCAUUGACAUUGCCUCUGUAUUUUUACGGGUUACCAAAUAAGACAUAGUCCUCUAUUGGGCAGACACGUUACAACAACGUGAUUGACAACCUUAUCUACCAUCCUUCGUUUCUACUUUUCCUGUUGGAAAGAAUUCCUAAGAUGGGAAGCAAGGUGAUCUCCAUCUCCUGAAGAUGAAUGCAGUGACAAUAUUAUAUAUAAUCUCAUGAUUAAUAUAUGAUUGGUCUUGGUGGAAGCUCAACCUCUAAAGAGCGCUACCGCUACGUGUCGCAACUGGUCAUCUGGGCAGGGUGCAUCGAUAUGUACGUUCUCGGAGUGCUUGUUCAGGUCGCACUCUCAACGGGAUUGAAGUGCGAGGGAGACGGUUUUCUCGCUGCCUGGUUGUUCUGUGGGCUUCUCGGCUCUUUUCCUCUCACAGUAUUCAUUGACUUAAGGCUCCACGUAAGGCUCCACCUGAUCCAUCCUCAGAGGACAAAUUUUGCAGACGUUUGCAAGGAGAAAAAUAAAUAGACGUUUUAGGACGGAUCAUGAACAAGAAAAUGCGGCAUUUGCAUGAUUAGGACCCAGAAAAAAAUGCUAAUAAUUAGGUUGAGUUCUAAUUGACAACAUCAAACGACGGACAACGUUUCGCAAAGCGUUUGCUUGCGAGGCGUUUUUCACCUCCAUUUCAAUAGUGUGGUUCUGUCUUGGGCUUGGAAUGACGGUCACCUUCGGUAGUGGUCUUUUGGUGACCUACACGACGACUUCAUCUUCCUCGUCAGUAGAAGAAGAGGCUGUCGAUGUAGAUGAUUCUGCAAUAAAGAACCACGUACUACAAUCUCAAGAGUAUUCGUCGGCAAGCGGAGGAGUCGGGGGUUUCAGCCUUUACCCCUCUUCGGAGGACGGUGAGGGAACUGUGGAGGCAGCUGCUACGCAGCACGGUGCGGGUCACAUCAUCGCGUCUCUGUCCGAGGCGGAAAAAGGCGCAUCACGUAUUUUCGAUCUCCUUCGCAAUGGCCGCGCUUUUGACCUAUUGCCUUGGAGUCUUGGCAACAGCACGGCAUCUCCACGAGAAGCAGACGCGACGUCUAAGGGUCAAGAUCAGGAUGAUCAGGAAAGGCAUCCGUUACUGCGUGGACCACGAGAUGAACAGCAGUUAAGCACUAAGCAGCAGGACGAGGAAGAAGCAGCAACGGCGAAUGAUGCAUGGGACAUUAUAUCCCCAGCAAAUGGGCAGUCGAGUAGUAUCUCUAGUAGAGCUGAUAGCGACAGUAGUAGUACCUGUCAGAGUAUAUUGUGGACGACGAGCGUGGCUCUGAGUGCCUUGCAUGCAACGUGUUUCAUACUGCUUACAGCAUUUAGUCUGCUAACGACCCUGGUCCCAGCACUAGUAAAAAUGUUCCUGUACCACGUCAUACUGCGCAAGAAAUAGAAAGCUCUCCUGCAGAGUGCAGCCCGAAGUCGAGGAUCAGUUGUAAUUCAGUGCACGUACUUCACCUGCAUUCUUGCAAGUCAAGUAACGCUAAGGCGCACAGACUACAUGAAUGAUCUUCAUCAAGCUCAAGGACAGU